Messenger RNA from Rhopalosiphum padi (bird cherry-oat aphid), 1866 nucleotides. RefSeq names its product piggyBac transposable element-derived protein 3-like. The transcript has a single exon. NCBI's taxonomy places the organism in Eukaryota, Metazoa, Arthropoda, Insecta, Hemiptera, Aphididae. The record is from RefSeq and is a predicted model, not a curated record. Bases 1 to 1866 code for a protein of 621 amino acids.
AUGGCACUAAACGAAAACCAAAUUUUAAACCUCUUGGGAGACGGAAAUAUUAGUGAUUUAAGUAUUUCGUCCUUUGAAUCCGAGAAUGAACUAGAUUAUCUUCUACAACAAUUUGAAGACGACGAUUAUUUGGGGACAGUUGAAAAUGAUCAAUUGGAAUUGGCAAAUGCAGUCAUUUUUGAUGAAUCUGAAAAUGUAUCAGAGCAAACCCAAAUACCUGAAUCCGAUGUCACAGAAAAUCGAACAAUAGGUCAGUAUAACAUACACGAUUUUCCAUUUAUAAAAAAAAAUGAGAUCCAAUGGACAAGCACACCAUUCAAAAACUUUGAAAUAAAAUUACGGGACUUGGAAAUUACAAAUCACUCGAUAGAUAUUUUAUCACCAUACCAAUAUUUCACUAAAUAUUUCAAUGAUAGUUUUUUUGAAUCCAUGGCAUUUCAUACUAAUUUAUACGCUGUUCAAAAUAAUGUGAACAAUUUCCAACCAACUAAUGCUAUUGAAAUGAGAAGUCUUAUAGCAAUUCAGAUGAUGAUGGGCGUUCUAAAAUAUCCUAGACAAGAAAUGUAUUGGCAAUUAAAAUUUCGCGUAAACAUAAUUGCGAAUACUAUGACGAGAAAUCGGUUUUUUUCACUACGGCAACAUCUACAUGUCAUAAAUAAUUUGGAUAUUCCGCGCGACAAUUCUGAUAAAUUUGUAAAAGUUCGACCGUUGUUUGAUACUCUCAACAGUCGAUGCAAACAGUUAUCAGUUGAACGGAACAUAAGCGUCGAUGAACAAAUUGUUCCAUUUAAAGGUCAUUUGUCUAUAAAACAAUAUAUGAAGGGCAAGCCAAAUCCAUGGGGCAUCAAAAUAUUUUUACUUUGUGGAGAAAGUGGCAUCGUCUAUAAUAUGAUGUUAUACCAAGGCACUGCGACAAAUAUAGACAAAACCUUACAAAAGAACUUUGGUCUUGGUGGAGCCGUUGUUCUCAACUUAACCCAAUACCUUAGUGCAAAUCGACACUUCCUGUAUUUUGACAAUUUCUUUUCAUCAUAUAAUUUAUUUUAUGCUCUUUCAAAAAGAAAAAUAUAUGCUGCUGGAACAGUCCGAACAAACCGAUUUGGCAAUCCCCCAAUAAUAUCUGACAAAGAAAUAUUGAAAUUAGGAAGAGGAACAACGUAUGAAAUAACAUCGCCAUUGGGGAUAGGUUUGGUAAAAUGGUGUGACAACAAACCUAUAGUUAUGGCUUCUAAUUUUAUUACUUCUGGUACCCCGGACGUUGUUAAACGCUGGGAUAAAAAGAAUAAAAGAUAUAUUGAAGUUGAAAGACCAGAAAUUAUUAAGCUGUAUAACAAGUCCAUGGGUGGAGUUGAUAAGCAUGACCAAUUGGUAAGCUACUAUCGCGUUUUUAUGAAAUCGAAAAAAUGGACCCUACGUAUGGUUUCUCACGUUUUCGAUAUGGCCGUUUCCAAUUCUUGGCUCGAAUAUAAACAGGAAGCGGCAAGAAUAAAUAUACCAAUAAAAGACCAACAAGACUUGUUACACUUCAAAAUAACUCUAGUUGAAGAACUCAUUAUGGUUGGACGAUGUACGCCAGGGAAAAAAAGAGGACGUCCAUCAUCAUCGCCAUGUGGAAGUAUUGCAGAUUCUCGUUCACCGACACCUACCGCUGCCGGAUUAUCAUCCAAAUCAUUGGAAUUUCGGCCUUCUGAGUCCGUCAGUAGUGAUCAAAUUGGACAUUUUCCGGAGAUAGAUAAAAAGAAGGAAGCUACACGGUGCAAAGCAUUUAAGUGCAAAGGAAAAACACACGUUUUUUGCACUAAAUGCAAUAUACAUUUAUGUUUUACUAAAACAAGUAACUGUUUUUCGAAUUAUCAUGAAAAAUAA